AUUCACUGACCGAGCGUGAAGCGUUAUGGGUUUGCGCAUUUGCUGGCAGCAUGGGGCCAACACAGUCAGUACGCUGCGAUGUCGGGCAGCCUGCGCCGCCGGCUGCGCUGUUGCCUCGUCUGCAUCUUGGCAUUUUUGGGCCUGCAGUUUGUGGUUGUGUUGCUGCGUUUUGGCCUACUCGAUGAAUACCCGAGCAGUCAAUUGAUCUUGCAGCAGCAACAACUGAGCUGGCAUCAAUUUAAAUGGCGUGAGUUUAUUGCGCAUACGCCCGAUCAGCCGGAUGAUUAUUUUCAAUACAAUCGCCAGCUGAGUGACAAUUUGCCAGCAGUGCGUGCACUGCCAGCGACGCGGCAUGAGAGUUGCAACGCUCGCCGCUACGCGCUGCCUCAUGCGGCAGCUGCCCAGCUCAGCGUUGUGAUAAGUUUUUAUAAUGAGGCGCGUUCCAUGCUGCUGCGAACGAUCCUGACGCUGGUCAGCCGUACCCCGGAAGACUAUCUACACGAGCUCAUCAUCAUAGACGACUGCAGCGAGGAUGUCAGUUUGCUGGAGAGUCUUGAACGGGUCAUGACUCUUGUUUACGCCACACGGAGGCGCCCCACACUUAUCUUCAGGCGCAAUCUGCGCCGCAUGGGCCUAAUUUGGUCACGCAACGAGGGCGCUCGUGUGGCAAGUGGCCACUACUUGCUGUUUCUCGAUAGUCAUUGUGAGGUCAACAAUGGCUGGCUGGAACCCCUGCUGGACAGGCUGUCGUUGAACUCAAUGCUUGCGGUCAGCCCAGUGCUGGAUCCCAUUGAACCCGAGACCUUGAGCUAUCUGGCCGGGAAUGAGCUGCUGAAAGGUGGUUUCGAUUGGAGCCUGCAUUUCCACUGGCUGCCCCGAGUGCUGGCUGUGGAGGAGCUGCCGGAGCGCCCAUAUAGCAGUCCCACCUUUGCGGGUGGCACACUGAUGAUCUCACGCGAAUGGUUCCACCAGCUGCACGGCUUCAAUCCACACCUGGAGAUUUGGGGCGGCGAGUCCAUUGAGCUUGCCAUUAAAUUGUGGCUUUGCGGCGGACAAAUUGAGAUCGUGCCCUGCAGUCGAAUCGGACAUAUUUUUCGAAUGCGCCAUGCCUUUGAGUUUCCGCCUCAGUUCGACGAGGACCAGCUGGACAGCACCCAGGCGACAUAUUUGCGCAACUCAAAAAUCAUAGCCGAGUCCUGGCUGGACGAGUACAAAUAUUUGUUCUACGCUCUCAAACCGGCGGCCAAGCAAAUUCCAUUGAAUCUCCACCCAGUCCAACCCUACGAUCCGGCACUGAUAAAGGCUGAACGGCAGUGCCAUACAUUUGAUUGGUAUAUGCGGCAUGUGAGUCCAGAACUUAGGUUGCAGCACGCGAGCCUCAGCGCAUUGGGCACCUUACGUAAUGCGGGUCGCUGUCUGCAUGUGGCAGAAACUAAGGCCAGGCUGCAGCUGCAGUUCACCAGUUGCCAUCACCUGGGAGUCACGCAGUGGCAUUUGCAUCACGACACUGGACAACUGAGUACCGAACAGCAGCUAUGUUUAGGAGUUGAAUUCACAGUGGAGCAGCCGCAGUUGAGGUUGGAAACCUGUCGCAAUGGCCAGGCGGGACAGCAUUGGUUGCGGACUGGCACACAGCUACAGCAUGCUCAGACGCAUCUCUGCCUGGAUAAUCCGCUUGAGGAUCAGCUGGUGCUGAGCGCUUGCCGUCCCCAUGCAGUUUCCCAAUCAUUUCAAUUUGCAUUGGAAACGCAGAUACAAGCGUAAGCCUGCUAAUGACCUACAGAUUGAGUAGUUGGUCGCUCGCUGGCAACUAAUCAAAAUGUUGGCUUGCUGUGCUAAUCUCUGUGAAAUAUUUCCGUUGCUGCAGUCGCCAUAGAUUAUCGCCAGAGGAAGCACUAAAUAAUGGAAGCACACACACACACACUCAGAAAAAGAAAGAGAGAGAGAGGGAGAGAGAGACUGAGGUGUAGUGAAUGCUGCGGAUUGCGUUUUUGUGGAGUCUACGCUUUGCUAUCAAGACAUUGUGCGCUUCCUGUCGCAUCCGUCACACGCGACAGCACACAAUGAAGGUGGGGAAGGAGCAGAAGCUGAAACAGGAACAGGAGCUGUGGCUGGAGCUGCAGACGGAUAAAAGACAACAACGGCGCGCUUAUUGUGCUUCUUGUUUAGAUGUCUAUGCCAUCAGUCAACAAUGCGUCGCGUCUGCAAUUGUUGUUGUCGCCGGGCAGAGGGGCGCUUGGCAACAUCAAAGUCGCCGCGCGGGUCGCAAAUGUAAUUGAGUUGAUGACUGGCCGACGAGCUUCCGGCAACUUUGAUGGCCUCCGGAUGCGUACGACUAAAAAGCGGCGGCACCAGCACAAUACAAUCCAAAGAAUGCAAAAUGCAGUGAGAUUUGCAGACAGCCGAAUAGCCGGACAAUUUGCGGUACGAGCAUUGUUUUCUUUGGCCAUCUUUGCGGUAAUAAAGCGUAAAAGUUAAUUUUGUUGCUCGGUAGCAACACAACACAACUCAACACAACAGAACAGAACAGAACGCAACGGUUGAAGUUGACAAUAUGACGGCAACUUUGCGCCGCCAGCAAUUGCAGCGGGGCAGCAACAUUUAUUUUAUGGUAUCACGGCAACAGGCGCUGCCAGCGUUGGCGUUGGCGGCGACAACUGCCAAGCAGCGCGUAAAAUCAUAUUUUUCAUGGCAUUUUAUAAAAACAACAAUUUCUUCAUUGCCAGGCUUUGAUAUGCCCUGGAAGUUGUAUGUCAUAAUAUGUAAAUUAGAUUUUUUAUUAUUUAUUUACUAUAUUUUAUGUACUACGUAACUGUUAUAUAGUUCCUAA
Molecule: messenger RNA, 2830 nt
Organism: Drosophila montana
Lineage: Eukaryota; Metazoa; Arthropoda; Insecta; Diptera; Drosophilidae
Product: putative polypeptide N-acetylgalactosaminyltransferase 13
Exons: 7
Coding region: 79-1764 (561 amino acids)
Biological process (GO): protein O-linked glycosylation
Cellular component (GO): Golgi apparatus
Molecular function (GO): polypeptide N-acetylgalactosaminyltransferase activity
Source: RefSeq, a predicted model, not a curated record